This is a messenger RNA of Ixodes scapularis (black-legged tick), 2241 nucleotides long. RefSeq names its product SUMO-activating enzyme subunit 2 (gene Uba2). Gene Ontology annotation, cellular component: SUMO activating enzyme complex; cytoplasm. Gene Ontology annotation, molecular function: SUMO activating enzyme activity. The record is from RefSeq and is a predicted model, not a curated record. The transcript has 19 exons. The coding region runs from base 102 to 1931 and encodes 609 amino acids. NCBI's taxonomy places the organism in Eukaryota, Metazoa, Arthropoda, Arachnida, Ixodida, Ixodidae. Gene Ontology annotation, biological process: protein sumoylation.
GAAAGAAAAGAAAUACGUUCGCCUUCUGAACGCCUCUCUGGUCCUCUGGCGCUCUGCUGGCUUCUCUUCCUUCUCUUGUUUUCAAGCGCGAAGUUCGCAACAUGGCGGGUAUCGUAGCCGAAACAGCCGCGAAAGAUGCCAAAAUUUUAGUGGUUGGCGCCGGUGGGAUAGGCUGCGAGUUGCUGAAGAACUUGGUGCUUUCCGGCUUUUCAGAAAUUGAAGUGAUUGACCUCGACACAAUUGACGUGAGCAACCUGAACCGACAGUUUUUGUUCCAGAAAGUUCACGUCGGCAAGUCUAAAGCCUUGGUUGCAAAAGAAAGUGCCGAGAAACUUAACCCCAACGUGAAGAUUACGGCACACCACGAUACCAUCAUAAAGCCUGAAUAUGGAGUGGACUUCUUCAAGCAGUUUUCGAUUGUCAUGAAUGCCCUGGACAAUCGAGGGGCUCGCAGCCAUGUGAACCGGAUGUGUCUCGCUGCUAAUGUUCCGCUCAUUGAAAGUGGCACGGCUGGCUAUCUCGGACAAGUCUCUCCAAUCUUCAAGGGGGCCACCGAGUGCUACGAGUGCCAGCCACGUCCAGCCCAGAAGACAUAUCCUGGCUGCACCAUCCGAAACACACCUUCGGAGCCCAUCCACUGCAUUGUCUGGGCAAAACACCUGUUCAAUCAGCUGUUUGGAGAGGCUGAUGCGGACGAAGACGUUUCCCCAGAUUCCACGGAUCCAGAGCUUGGAGGGGAGGUCAACGUGGAGAAGCUGGUGCAGCAGCAAACAAACUCCACGGGUAACGUCCACAGGGUGUCGACGCGAGUGUGGGCUGUCAACUGUGGCUAUGACACGCAAAAGCUGUUCAACAAGUUGUUCAACGACGACAUCCGAUAUCUGUUGCAAAUGGAGAAGCUCUGGAAGAGACGCAAGCCUCCUUGUCCGCUCAAGUGGUCUGCCCUGCCCGAUGCCCUUCCAUGCAGCAGCACGAGCACGAGUCGCACAGGGGAUCAGCGGCUGUGGAGCAUGCAGGAGUGUGGCGAGGUGUUCAAUGACUCCCUGACCCGACUGAAGGCACAGGUGCAAGCAUUGGCACAAGGUGACCAUCUUGUCUGGGACAAGGACAACAAGGAGUGCCUUGACUUCGUCACGUCGUGCUCCAACCUGCGGGCCCACUGUUUCGGCAUCCCGCAAACGAGCAAGUUUGACGUCAAAGCUAUGGCAGGUAACAUCAUCCCUGCCAUUGCAACCACCAAUGCAAUUAUUGCUGGCCUCAUUGUCCUCCAGGCAUUCAAAAUCCUCCAAGGAAAACAAGAAAAAUGCAGUGCCGUGUACCUGAAUCAGCAGCCAACACUCAAGAAGCAGCUGGUCAUUCCAACCCAGAUGGUCCCUCCUAACCCCAAGUGUUAUGCCUGCUCAUCAAAUGCUGAGGUCUAUGUCAACCUGAACACAAAGCAGACAACUCUCAGAGUUUUGGAAGAAAAGAUCCUGAAAGAGCAGAUCCAGAUGUCUGCACCGGAUGUUGAAAUUGAUGACGGAAAGGGUACUAUUUUAAUAUCUAGCGAAGAAGGAGAAACUGAAGGAAACCAUGAAAAAUACCUUGCUGACCUUGGAGUGGUUCAUGGUUCAAGAUUACGCUGCGACGACUUCCUCCAAAAUUUCCAGCUGACAUUGAAUGUCAUUCACAAAGAGGACUUGGAGGAAGGCAUUGAGUUUGAGAUUGUGGGCGAUAUUUCCCAGUUGCAGCCCAAAGAGGAGUCCUCGAACGAUGAAUCCAAUGACACUGCCAACAAGAGCAAGGAUGUUGUCAAUGCGAACGACGACGACGACCUUCUCAUCAUCGAAGAAGAAACUCCGAUGCCGCUCGUCACUGAGCUCCGCAAGCGCAAGAACACAGACAAUGGCAAUGUCCAAGUUCCAAAACGUCCGUGCAUCAUCAUUGACUGAACUCCAUGCUGCUGGUCGAAUUGCCUAAUUUAUUUUCCCGUGUCAAGCGGUCUUUGCAUACCUCUGUGAAUAUGUGCAGGAGACUGUUGGAUGUUGCAUUGUGCUGUGGGUGGAUUUGGCUAUUUUUGUUAUUGCCGUGUAUGCAAAAAAAGAAAAUGUGGGUAGUCUGCCAUUUACAUUACUUUGUUUCUCUUAACGUCAGACGUGGGAAAAGUUGCUUUUACUGUUAUUUCUUCCUUUAUUGUCAAGGUUAUUUGAUACCUGCUUUUUCUUAAGACUUUGGUAAUAAAAACAGUUUGUGGAAACAGGA